Molecule: messenger RNA, 793 nt
Organism: Tachysurus fulvidraco (yellow catfish)
Lineage: Eukaryota; Metazoa; Chordata; Actinopteri; Siluriformes; Bagridae
Exons: 6
Coding region: 1-717 (238 amino acids)
Source: RefSeq, a predicted model, not a curated record
AUGAGGUACACGUUCAAACCGGACGACUGCAUGGUCAUCACCAUCCCUCUCACUAGUGUCAGGAACGCAGCAGAGGGACAGCUCAUGCCUGACAAAUUCAGCUGCAGGUUCAAGGACAACUAUAAAGUGUAUCAGCGCGGCUGGCCCAAAGCACUCGGGGUAGCUCAGAUCACCACUACAGUCUUUAUCCUGUGUUUGGGAGGAAUCAAAAUCAGCUUCUAUCCUUAUUCAUCUUUUCUUUAUAUUGUCAUGAUUCUCAGCAUCCUGCAUAAAAACAGCUUAUUAUUUAAUUUAAAUCACUCGGCCAGACGCGAGCUUCAAGGUGAUGAAGGUCCACUGAUUAAACAUUACAGAGUCUCUGAGCUCGUUCCUGAUCCACAAAUUCCUCUGCACCGGUUAAUGAAGAGAGAACCAGCGGUUUGGGCCGCCAUGCAGAUAAGCAGUGGGAUAUUGAGCAUUGGACUCGGAGUCGUGUUUGCUGCAUCCUUCCCAAUUGAUGGUUUGCUCCUCACCUUGUUCAGAGUCACGAUCGUCACCGGCAUUCUGUUCUGUUUUCACUCCAACAUAUUUUGUCUGGUCAUUUCUACGAUCGGAACAGUGCUGCUGUGUGUGGAUAUAAACAAAUCUGGCCUACAUCAUUUUGUCUUUUCGGUGGAAUUCCUGGUGCUGUUUGUGACUCUUUUCGACAUGCUGAUCUCGCAGAGAAACGCCGGCUAAAAAGCUUCAAAGUGUCGUUUGCAUGCGAGUCGGCUCACUGAGUCGACUCGUUUAGCUGAAUUUCUAGCUGAGAUCC